AUGCCCUAUGUUGAAAGCUCCAACGAGGCAAAACCUCAAAGCAUCGUCAAUCACAUUGGACGACUUGGUGCCAAGAUAGUCAAGCCCAUCUCCAACCACCGAAAGCGAAUGAGAAUGCAACGAAAACUACCAGAAAGAUCGUUGACAUCCUCCCAAAAGAACGCUGUGGCAGUAUCCGAAGAUGGUAGCUGCAACAGCGAUGAAAUCUCCUUCUUUGGUGACGAUCAUGAAAACGAGUUGGGACAGGUGGAUAUGGAAGGUAUUUUUGAAACAAUGGACCAAAACGAAUUUCUAAUCGAAUGCUUCGUGACCAACGGGCAAAGCGACGUUGUCUUCUUGGUUAACUUUUUCAACCAAGAAACCUCCAUUUCCAAUGCUAUUGAAGAUGUCUUAUCGAAACGAGUCCUCGAGACGAAAUCCAAGUGCAAAUGCCGGAGGAUCAACUCCAAAAGGGCGCCACUCUUUACAGCUAAGCUGCAAAUCGAUCCCGAACAACCUACUAUUGUUGCAAUCAAGAAUGGCAAGGUCCUGAGCAAAGUCUCGGAUAUUUCAUCGUCGGAAUGCACAGAAGUUGAAAAUUGGUUGGCUAGAACGAGGAUACUUCAAAGCGUUGCACCCAGAGAAACUUUCUCAGGUCUCAUCUAG
Messenger RNA from Cylindrotheca closterium, 645 nucleotides. Lineage: Eukaryota; Bacillariophyta; Bacillariophyceae; Bacillariales; Bacillariaceae. The record is from the annotation of a GenBank genome assembly.